Messenger RNA from Anisakis simplex (herring worm), 870 nucleotides. The record is from the annotation of a GenBank genome assembly. NCBI's taxonomy places the organism in Eukaryota, Metazoa, Nematoda, Chromadorea, Rhabditida, Anisakidae.
AUGUUGAACUCUGGACAGAAAUUUAUUGCAGAUAUGAAACUGGAAAACGAACGUGAGGGUAUAUCGCUGUUUGAAGUAAAGAAUCGUGAUUUAUUGUCAUAUAUGACGGAAGUGACGAAUUUGAUGUGUCAAAUGAGCUUCGCAGAAAGCAUUCAAGGUUGCAGUGCGCUGGAACGAUGUGUUUUCUUGAGAACUGUUUUAGAACGUAUCAGACCAAUUGAACAAAAAUUGAAACCCUACGUUGAGAAGAGCAUAUCGACUUCGGCAACAAACACAGUUUCGAAGCAGGUUUUACGGCCUAGGCCAGAUCUUAUGAAAGUUGGAGAUGAAGAGAUCAGUGAAGAAUCAGAAAUGAGUGACGACGAAAUGGGAGGACGGUCAUCCUCGGUCCAAAAGUACGUUCCUCCCAAAAUGAUGGCACUUCGAUACGAUGAAGAUGAGAAGGCGAAAGAAGAAAGAGUAUUGGAGCAUGCAAGGAGAAGAGCACUCGAAAGCAGUCUUAUAAGUGACUUACGGGCGCAGUAUAGUGAGGCACCGGAAGAAUUGGAAGAAGAAAGAAGAAAUCGCAAAGUCAAGCAAAAAGAUUUAGAGAAACAAAAAUACGAGGAGGACUACAUGAUUCGUUUACAAAUGACCAAAAAACAGCAGCAUGAGCACAGAUUACAAAACAGGCAAAAUGUUCUUGAUGAGCUGUUGCAUUUUGGUGAUUAUAUGGCUAUGGAUGAAGGAUCAAAGAAUAAGAAUGAUAAGAAACGGAAAGGCUCAUCUGGCAAGGGACCAAAAGGAAAGCGAUCUCGUGCAAGUGGUAAUCGUUUCGAUAAAAUGAAAGGUGGUCGAAAAAUGGGUAAGAGGCGCUCCCAGAAACAUUGA